AUGAUGGCUAUUCUUCCUUGGUUCACCCAGUUGUUUUUUCUAAUUCUUAAUGUUUUUAUCGGUAUUAUAUACUCGGAAAUGUGUGGAAGCGUUUUUGAAAGCAAAAACGGUAAGUAAAACCCGCUAAAACCAUGUAUCGCUGAGAGUCUUGAAUCACAAAUUCAAGAUGUAAAAAUGGCUCAAAAUGUUAUAAAGCAGGCGAAAAAAUAAUAUGUUUUCAGAUAUUUUGUCAUAAAUGGAUUGAGAUUUUCUUAAAACUGAAUUAUUGUUUAAGAGAUUAGGUUUACCGACGUUAGUCCUAGAAACAAAGUCAGAAAAAACUUGGUUUCAUUUCACAGCAAUAAUUUUUUUUAAAACAAGUAUAGGUAUAGCGCUAUUAUAUGUAAUACUGACCAUUUUCGCUGAAAAAACUUUUGCGACAGGAGCGAGAUUACAAUAUUGCAAAUAAGCUUAUGAGUAUUUCAGUUUUCAUUUUCCGCGAUUAUUUUUAGUCUAGUAUCAGCGAUGACUAUUUUAACCAUAUAUAUUUUUCAGACCAUGUAUUAGUUGGUAAUAUCAUUAACACUUCAGUCGUUGCUGAUGAGUUUGAAUGUCACCAAAAAUGCCUCGGACAUAUCAGCUGCAGGUCAUUUAAUGUUCAUCCUGGUGGAGAUAUUACAAAACACGUUUGUGAGCUGAACAACAAAACACGGCAAAUGAAGUCGGUUGAUUUUAUAGAGAAGAGCGGAUCCUCAUUUUACGGACAAGUGAAGGUCAGGUCACCAGGAGACUAA
Messenger RNA from Porites lobata, 773 nucleotides. Lineage: Eukaryota; Metazoa; Cnidaria; Anthozoa; Scleractinia; Poritidae. The record is from the annotation of a GenBank genome assembly.